This is a messenger RNA of Trichosurus vulpecula (common brushtail), 1237 nucleotides long. It is a transcript of the gene TFEC, whose product is annotated as transcription factor EC. The record is from RefSeq and is a predicted model, not a curated record. The transcript has 8 exons. Gene Ontology annotation, cellular component: nucleus. Lineage: Eukaryota; Metazoa; Chordata; Mammalia; Diprotodontia; Phalangeridae. Gene Ontology annotation, biological process: regulation of transcription by RNA polymerase II. Gene Ontology annotation, molecular function: RNA polymerase II cis-regulatory region sequence-specific DNA binding; protein dimerization activity; DNA-binding transcription factor activity, RNA polymerase II-specific. Bases 1 to 1143 code for a protein of 380 amino acids.
AUGAUGUUGAAAACACUUCCUGAAAAUGAAGCUAUGGAUAUUUGUGACAUAUUUAGAAACUAUGAGCAGCAUAGAAGUGAGAACUCAGCAAUGCCUCAUUUAACUGAUCGGCCUUAUUACAAGGUCCAAACACAAGUGGAAAACCCAACUAGGUACCAUAUACAGCAAGCACAGAGACACCAAGUUAAGCAGUACCUGGCUCUUGACACCAAGUUGCCCAAUCCAACCCUAACGCUGACUCAUCCACAAGCCACAGGUGCCACCCAUUUGGUACAGAAUGGACAUGUGCCUCCUGACAGUGAGAUUGGGAUCACAGAAAAUCCAAUCACCAAAUUGCUAGCUCUUGGGAAGGACCAUGAAAAUGUGUUAUCUGGAAGCAUCUUGGAUGUGUACAAUAGUGACCAAGGGAUUUCACCAAUUAAUAUGGGACUUAGUAACGCUUCCUGUCCAAGAAGUCUACCCGUGAAAAAGGAAACCCCAGAAACAGAUACCCGGGCUCUGGCAAAAGAGAGGCAAAAAAAGGACAAUCACAAUCUCAUUGAAAGAAGAAGAAGGUACAAUAUUAAUUACCGAAUCAAGGAGCUUGGCACUCUUAUUCCAAAGUCUAAUGAUCCUGAUAUGCGCUGGAACAAAGGAACUAUUUUAAAAGCAUCCGUGGAGUACAUCAAGUGGCUACAAAAAGAACAACAGAGAGCCCGAGAAUUAGAACACAGGCAGAAGAAAUUAGAGCUGGUGAACCGACAGCUUCUGCUUCGAAUUCAGGAACUGGAAAUACAGGCUCAGGCACACGGUCUGCCAAUCACCUCUUCACACGGUGCAAUUGAUUUGGUUGCCCACGCCACCAAUCAUCAGACCUAUCCGGAGGAUAAAUCAGGACAUUAUUCCCAAGAACUGACUCUGGCUCAGGAAUCAAGAUCUGACCUCUGCGAUGGAUCCGUAGCUUUUUCUUAUCCCCUGUCAUACUUUACUGAUUUAUCAUUUAGUGCUGCCUUGAAAGAGGAACAAAGAUUGGAUCACAUAUUACUGGAUGAUUCAAUAUCCCCAUUUGGAACAGAUCCUCUGCUUUCUGCCACUUCACCUACAGUAUCCAAAGACAGCAGUAGGAGAAGUAGUUUUAGCACAGAUGAUGGAGAUGAGCUAUAAAAAAAAAACCAAAAAAACCAAAAACCAAAACUGAAUAGACCCAAUCUUCAUAUUGGGAAGGAAUUCUCUGCUGGUGCUAUGCGAUUAUGCUCUG